This is a messenger RNA of Salvelinus namaycush (lake trout), 1701 nucleotides long. Its product is annotated as probable cyclin-dependent serine/threonine-protein kinase DDB_G0292550. Lineage: Eukaryota; Metazoa; Chordata; Actinopteri; Salmoniformes; Salmonidae. The annotation marks the transcript as partial. The transcript is spliced from 3 exons. The record is from RefSeq and is a predicted model, not a curated record.
AUGCCUGCCAAGGCAGACUUUUUCCCCUCUCCCAAAAUAGCAGAACACAUAGAAUACAGCCAAUUAGAUGGACCUAACAACAACAGCACCGACAACAGUACCAACAACAGCACCGACAACAGCACCAACACCAGCACCAACACCGGCACCAACAACAGUAACAACAACAGCACCGACAACAGUACCAACAACAGCACCGACAACAGCACCAACACCAGCACCGACAACAGUAACAACAACAGCACCGACAACAGUACCAACAACAGCACCGACAACAGCACCAACACCAGCACCGACAACAGUACCAACACCAGCACCAACAACAGUACCAACACCAGCACCGACAACAGUACCAACACCAGCACCAACAACAGUAACAACAACAGCACCGACAACAGCACCAACACCAGCACCGUCAACAGUACCAACACCAGCACCAACAACAGUACCAACACCAGCACCGACAACAGUACCAACACCAGCACCGACAACAGUACCAACACCAGCACCAACAACAGUAACAACAACAGCACUAACAACAGCACCAACACCAGCACCAACAACAGUACCAACAACAGCACCGACAACAGCACCAACACCAGCACCAACAACAGUAACAACAACAGCACCGACAACAGUACCAACACCAGCACCAACAACAGUAACAACAACAGCACCGACAACAGUACCAACAACAGCACCGACAACAGCACCAACACCAGCACCGACAACAGUACCAACACCAGCACCAACAACAGUACCAACACCAGCACCGACAACAGUACCAACACCAGCACCAACAACAGUACCAACAACAGCACUAACAACAGCACCAACACCAGCACCGACAACAGUACCAACAACAGCACUAACAACAGCAGCAACACCAGCACCGACAACAGUACCAACACCAGCACCGACAACAGUACCAACACCAGCACUAACACCAGCACCGACAACAGCACCAACACCAGCACCGACAACAGUACCAACACCAGCACCGACAACAGUACCAACACCAGCACUAACACCAGCACCGACAACAGUACCAACACCAGCACCAACACCAUUACCAACACCAGCACCGACAACAGUACCAACACCAUUACCAACAGCAGCACCGACAACAGUACCAACACAAGCACUAACACCAGCACCGACAACAGUACCAACACCAGCACCAACACCAUUACCAACACCAGCGCCAACACCAGCACCGACAACAGUACCAACACCAGCACCAACAUCAGAACCAAUAACAGCACCAAUAACAGCACCAACACCAACAACAGCACCAACACCAGUAACAACACCAGCAACAACAACAGCACCAACAACAGCACCAAUAACAGCACCACCACCAGCACCAACACCAGUAGUAACACCAGCACCAAAACAGCACCAACACCAAACAGUAACAACAACAACAACACCAACAACACCAACAACAACAGCACCAACAACAGUAACAACAACAACAACACCAACAACAGCACCAACAACAACACCAACAACAUUACCAACAACAGCACCAACAACAGCACCAACAACAACACCAACAACAUUACCAACAACAACACCAACAACAACACCAACAACAACAGCACCAACAACAGUAACAACAGCACCAACAACAGCACCAACAACAGCACCAACAACAACAGCACCAACAACAGCACCAACAACAACAGCACCAACAAC